UUUGACAGAAGUUUCUUCUGUAAAUUCUUGCAUUUUUCUCCAUUGAUUUCCAUUAAUACAAUUGUGCCAGAGACGAUGGAAAAGGUUGAACAAAAAAUCCCAGAAAUAGUGUUAAACUCAGGCCACAAAAUGCCAGUGGUGGGCUUAGGAUGUGCCGCGCAUCCUUUGCCACCAUCAGAGCAAUUAGUAACAGCUUUUAUUGAUGCAAUGGAGAUUGGAUACAGGCAUUUUGAUACAGCAGCAUGUUAUGGCACUGAGGAAGCUCUUGGCAUAGCUGUGGCUAAAGCAUUGGAGAUUGGAUUAAUUAAGAGCAGGGAUGAAUUGUUUAUCGCUUCUAAGCUUUGGUGUACCGAUGCUGAUCAUGACCUUGUUCUGCCUGCCCUCAGACAAACUCUUGGGAAGUUGGGGCUAGAGUAUUUAGAUCUUUAUCUGAUUCACUGGCCGGUGAGGCUAAAACACGGUGCUCAGAUGUUCAGUCUCGCCGAAGAUGAAAUUCUCCCUUUUGAUAUGCAUGGAACGUGGAAGGCCAUGGAAGAAUGCAGCCAAUUAGGCUUAACAAAGUCCAUAGGUUUGAGCAACUUCACCUGUGAAAAAAUCUCUAAACUCCUACAAAUUGCUACCAUCCCUCCAGCAAUUAAUCAGGUGGAGAUGAAUGUUGGUUGGCAGCAGCGAAAAUUAGUACCAUUUGCCAAAGAGAAAGGAAUUGCUGUAAGUGCUUGGUCUCCCCUUGGAUCUUAUGGUAACUUUUGGGGCACCAAUGCAAUCGUGGAGAACCCAAUUAUCAAAGAUAUUGCAGCUUCAAAGGGCAAAACCGUGCCACAGGUUGCAUUGAGAUGCAUAUAUCAGCAAGGAGCAAGCGUCAUAGUGAAGAGCUUCAACAAGGAAAGGAUGAAACAAAACCUCCAAAUAUUUGAUUGGGAACUCACCAAAGAAGAAAUGGAUCAAAUUCUGCAGAUUCCUCAGCGGAGAGGCUUUUCUGGGGAUGUGUUUGUUCAUCCAACCGGGCCAUACAAAUCGAUAGAGGAGCUUUGGGAUGGCGACAUCUGAAUUUAUCGUUCUUAUAUUUCUGGUGUUUAU
This is a messenger RNA of Coffea eugenioides, 1077 nucleotides long. Its product is annotated as methylecgonone reductase-like. The record is from RefSeq and is a predicted model, not a curated record. Gene Ontology annotation, cellular component: cytosol. Lineage: Eukaryota; Viridiplantae; Streptophyta; Magnoliopsida; Gentianales; Rubiaceae. Gene Ontology annotation, molecular function: aldose reductase (NADPH) activity. The coding region runs from base 76 to 1047 and encodes 323 amino acids. The transcript is spliced from 4 exons.